Molecule: messenger RNA, 1446 nt
Organism: Sorex fumeus (smoky shrew)
Lineage: Eukaryota; Metazoa; Chordata; Mammalia; Eulipotyphla; Soricidae
Product: zinc finger protein 420-like
Exons: 6
Coding region: 1-1446 (481 amino acids)
Biological process (GO): regulation of transcription by RNA polymerase II
Molecular function (GO): RNA polymerase II cis-regulatory region sequence-specific DNA binding; DNA-binding transcription factor activity, RNA polymerase II-specific
Source: RefSeq, a predicted model, not a curated record
AUGCUCAUCCCCCUGGAGACCGGUCAGGUGGACAUGGAUGUGAAGGUCGUGAGCAUCGAAACCUGGGACCACGUGAGGAAGACCAACCUGGUCCAGCUUAAUAGACAUAGGAAAACUCAUAGUGGAGAGAAGCCUUAUAUAUGUCAGGAGUGUGGUAAUGCCUUUACUCGAUUCUCAGGCCUCAGUAUACAUAGAAGUAUUCACACUAGAGAGAAACCAUAUAUAUGUAAGGAAUGUGGAAAGGCCUUUACUCAAGCCUCAGGCCUCAGUGUAUAUAGGAGAAUUCACACUGGAGAGAAACCGUAUAUAUGUAAGGAAUGUGGGAAGACCUUUGCUGUAGCCUCAAGUCUUAGUGCACAUAGGAGAAUUCACACUGGAGACAAACCAUAUAUAUGUAAGGAAUGUGGAAAGGCAUUUACUAGAGCCUCAAAACUUACUGUACAUAGAAGAAUUCACACUGGAGAGAAACCGUAUAUAUGUAAGGAAUGUGGGAAGGCCUUUGCUGAAUCCGCAAGACUUAGUGUACAUAGGAGAAAUCACACUGGAGAGAAACCGUAUAUAUGUAAGGAAUGUGGAAAGGCCUUUGCUUGGGCCUCCACAUUUUAUGAACAUAGGAAAAUUCACACUGGAGAGAAACCGUAUAUAUGUAAGGAAUGUGGGAAAGCCUUUGCUGUAGCCUCAAAACUUAGUGUACAUAGGAGAAUUCACACUGGAGAGAAACCGUAUAUAUGUAAGGAAUGUGGGAAGGCCUUUGCUACAUCCUCAAAACUUACUGUACAUAGGAGAAUUCACACUGGAGAGAAACCGUAUAUAUGUAAGGAAUGUGGGAAGUCCUUUGCUGAAUCCUCAAACUUUAGUGUACAUAGGAGAAUUCACACUGGAGAGAAACCGUAUAUAUGUAAGGAAUGUGGGAAGUCCUUUGCUGAAUCCUCAAACUUUAGUGUACAUAGGAGAAUUCACACUGGAGAGAAACCGUAUAUAUGUAAGGAAUGUGGAAAGGCCUUCACUUCAUCCUCACAAAUGACUGUACAUAGGAGAAUUCACAGUGGAGAGAAACCAUAUCUAUGUAAGGAAUGUGGGAAGGUCUUUGCUGAAGCCUCAGAAGCGGUGGCCACCGGGACGCACGGAAAGAUUCAGGCGGCAGCCUUGAAGGCUUGGAAGGGUCUCCCAACCAAGAGUUCCGUUGUCACCUCUCUUUCCAAAGUCCACCAGGGCCCUAACGAGCCCUACAAUGACUUUGUUGGCCGCCUAGGGGAGGCUGCUGAGAGCCUCCUGGGGGGAGGCGACACUGAUAACGACUUUAUUUGCCACUUAGCCUAUGAAAAUGCUAAUUCUGUCUGCCAGGACGUCCUUCGUACUCAUAAAGGAGGCAAGACCCUCUCUGACUACCUCUGCCUGUGCGCCGAUGACGACAAGUACUGGGAAAUUUACCAUAAUGGCCGUUGA